Larimichthys crocea (large yellow croaker) is the source of this 2651-nucleotide messenger RNA. It is a transcript of the gene tmem255b, whose product is annotated as transmembrane protein 255B. The record is from RefSeq and is a predicted model, not a curated record. Bases 273 to 1364 code for a protein of 363 amino acids. The transcript has 9 exons. NCBI's taxonomy places the organism in Eukaryota, Metazoa, Chordata, Actinopteri, Sciaenidae.
UUGAACCUGUCCGAGCUCAGAGUCAGCUGUGCAGUUUCACAGUUUAUGUGAACUCUUAUUUAUUCAACAAAAUGUUUGAAUUAUAAAGAGAAGGGAAAACAUCUUACUCGUGUCGCUCUGUGGAAGAUGAGGAGGACUCUGGUUUGAAUCAACAGGGACUCGAUCGAAACAGAAAAAAAAAAGAAAAGAAACGAAAAAAAAACGUCGUUUCAGCUGCUUGAUCUCCUUUUUAUACAUUUUUAGAGCUAAUAAUUCAUCCGGACUCAGUCAAAAUGCAGCAGCCUGAAACUCAGCAGGGAACUCAGCAAACAGCGACAGAAGUACUGGACCCAACAGUUCAGUACCUGCGUCGGAGGAAAUCGGCUCUGUGGGUGACUGUGGCCCUGCUGGCUCUGGCUCUGGUGGUGCUGAGUAUAGGUCUGAUCUCUGCCACUCGCACAGACAAUGUGCCUGUUGCUGGAUAUUACCCCGGCAUCACCCUGAGUUUUGGAGCAUUUCUGGGUAUCGUUGGCAUCCACCUGGUGGAAAAUCGAAGACCCAUGCUUGUGGCAUCGAUCAUUUUCAUCAGUAUCGGAGUCAUCGCGUCUUUCUUCUGUGCCAUCGUGGACGGGGUUAUCGCUUCUGAGUUCAUUGACAUAAGGCCGUUGAAGGAGGACAUGUGUGACUAUUUCGUCAGUGGAACAGCCUACACCUACGACAGCUACUAUACUGAGAAAACAACUUAUCUGUCACUGCAGGUGACGUGCCGUUCAUUUGACAAAACAUGCACGAUGAAAAUGAGGAGCCACACCUGCUACUGCUGCUACCUGUACAACUGUGAGAGCAUAGACUACCAGACACAUUACUAUCUGUUCACCGGGGUCAGCAGCUGCUAUGAUGUGAUCCACCUGUACCGUCUGCUGUGGGCCUCAGUGGUACUCAACGUGAUUGCCUUGUUCCUGGGAAUCAUCACUGCCGCCAUCCUUGGAGCUUACAAAGAUAUACAAAAGCCGACCCUGCAGAUGGCUCCUAGCCCCGCGCCACCACCCCACAUCCUGUACAACCCAGCCCAGCACAUGCUCAGCUACCCUGCCUUUUGUCCUUCAGGACAGACUUUGCCCGCCUACCCCAACUAUCCAAUACCCAUGCAGCAUACCAGCAGCUAUCAGCCACAUGCUACUAACCAGAUGAUCCCCGAGGGAGGCCCUGGGCCCAACGGUGGUUCUGAAGAGAACCAGAACCAGCAGCCCUCUCAGGCUCCAAACCAGCCACAGCCUCAGGGAGUCACUCAGGAAACAGGGGAGUACAUGUUGACACCCAACGCUCCUGUCCUCUACGGAGCCACCUACAGCCCCUUUGAGAAACCUCCACCUUACGCCUGCUGAGCCCUCAGACAAACACAUGGGGGGGCAUGUUGGAGAAAUAUAUCUUGAUCUGGUGGGACUGAAUGUAGCACAAGACACUUCAUAGGUGACCUUGUAGACGGAAAAAACACUCAGUGGGCUUCACGACUUCUCUGUACUGAUGUAAAUGUUUCGUGCGGUCGCACUGAAGAGAGACAGACAGAUUUCUAGCUAUGUAGUGUGAUUAUAUAGACAUGAUUGAGUUAUUUCAUGUGUAUUUAUUAGACAAAAUGAUUUGGGAAAUACACUUUCUUGCCGAGAAUUAGAUGAGAAGACAACGCUCUCUUAGCACAGGACUGAAAACAAGGCUUAGCCUGGCUGCAUACAAACAAAACAAAAUCAGCCUACCAGCUGAAGUUCAUUUAUAAUGUUAAAUCUUGUUUUGCUUAAUUGGUACAAAAGUGAAAAAAUGACAAAUUAACAUCAGGAUGUUACUCCUCAUCUUACUCCCAGCAAGUGAAGUUUUCCUGAACUUCUUUAAACCUAAAGCUAUUGAUAUUACCUAUGAAUCUGUGCAUUACACUUGUGAUCUGAUAGUAUAGUGUGGAUUACAGAUUACAGGUCUUCCUGUGAAUUGUCUAACUAACUCCUGUACAGGCGAUUAAAAGGGCUUUCUUGAAAUGUGAACCGGAGAGUAAAUGAUGUUGCUGUUGUUUAAUUAUGUUUGUGUGAAUCAUUUAAUGUGCACUUUAGAGUCAGUAUACUGUAUAUAUUAUGGAUGAUGCAUGCAUGUAAACUGCUUUGGGAUAGGAUUCUGUAGCUGCUGCUAUGAACUACAUUAUGUAUUAAAGACGUGGUUAUAAGAAAUGCAGAUGCAUAUGAGUACAUGUGGAAUAAGGGCUUCAUCGAAAUCUUAGAUUUAUAGGAUAAGUUUGACGUUUUGGGAAAUGUGCUUUAUAUUAUAUUGCUUUAAUUACUCUGCAUGAGAAAACCAUACGGUAAAUACAAAGCUAAUGCAAACAGACUGAGUAGCUUAGCUCUUAUCUCUUUUAUUUCAUUUGUACACAAAUUGAUGUGCAUAAACUGUUUGUGCUGAGCUCAGUUACCCAUUUCUGGUGGCAGCUUAAUAUUUCUAAUCAAUCUAAUCAUCUCUCUGCAAGAAAUCAAAUAAGCGUGUUUCCCAAAGUGUCAAGCCUUUCCUUUUAAAAUCUCGUGUUUUAAAAUAUCACCAGUACUACUUGUUGUUCUCACUGUGUUGUUUCACCUCAAAAUGAAACUUUUAGAUAGAAAGAAAUUUCACAUUAUUCCUCUUUCUAAUAAAAAGUUGAA